Molecule: messenger RNA, 3057 nt
Organism: Triplophysa dalaica
Lineage: Eukaryota; Metazoa; Chordata; Actinopteri; Cypriniformes; Nemacheilidae
Gene: xab2
Product: XPA binding protein 2
Exons: 19
Coding region: 104-2641 (845 amino acids)
Biological process (GO): generation of catalytic spliceosome for first transesterification step; mRNA splicing, via spliceosome
Cellular component (GO): Prp19 complex; U2-type catalytic step 2 spliceosome; post-mRNA release spliceosomal complex
Molecular function (GO): protein binding
Source: RefSeq, a predicted model, not a curated record
GUCUUUUUUACUUUUCGUUAGCAGCACGUUUUGGAAAGUGUUUGUUUUGCCAAGUGUUUUAAGUUUCUGACGUUAUUAAAGGAAUAUUUCUGUGGCCGGCAAAAUGCCAAAUCUCAGCGGAAAAGCAGACGUGAUAUUCGAAGAAGAUGAUUUGGCUUAUGAAGAAGAGAUCAUCAGGAAUCCAUAUUCAGUCAAGUGUUGGAUGCGUUACAUUGAGCACAAGCAGAAUGCUCCCAAGUCUGUGCUCAAUAUGAUCUAUGAAAGAGCUUUAAAAGAACUGCCUGGCAGUUAUAAGUUGUGGUACAAUUACCUGAGAGAGAGGAGGAAACAGGUGAAAGGCAAGUGUGUCACAGAUCCAGCGAAUGAGGAGGUCAACAACUGUCACGAGAGAGCUCUAGUGUUCAUGCACAAGAUGCCACGGAUAUGGAUCGAUUACUGUGGGUUCAUGGUGUCUCAAUGUAAAAUUACACGGAGCAGACGGACGUUUGAUAGAGCAUUAAGAGCGCUGCCCGUAACCCAGCAUGGUCGGAUCUGGCCCCUGUAUCUUCGCUUUGGCCGUAACUUACCUCUGCCGGAAACCGCUAUCCGCGUUUACCGACGUUACCUGAAGUUAUCUCCUGAGAAUGCAGAAGAAUACAUUGAUUACCUACGAACGGUCGGACAUCUGGAUGAAGCUGCACUUCGGCUGGCAGCUGUCGUCAAUGAUGAAAACUUUGUUUCUAAAGAGGGAAAGUCAAAUUAUCAGCUCUGGCACGAGCUCUGCGACCUCAUCUCACAAAACCCAGACAAGGUGACAUCGUUCAACGUGGGAGCCAUUAUUCGAGGAGGUCUCACUCGGUUUACUGACCAGCUUGGCAAGCUCUGGUGUUCUCUGGCUGAUUACUACAUCCGCAGUGGCCACUUUGAGAAGGCUCGAGACGUAUACGAGGAAGCCAUCCUAACCGUAGUCACGGUGCGAGAUUUCACCCAGGUGUUCGACAGCUAUGCACAGUUUGAGGAAAGCAUGAUCGCCGCCAAAAUGGAGACCACGUCCGAACUGGGACAGGAUGAAGAUGAGGACAUUGACCUGGAGUUACGGUUGGCACGAUUCGAGCAGCUGAUAACUCGACGCCCGCUAUUGUUGAACAGCGUGUUGCUGCGUCAGAAUCCUCACAAUGUUCACGAGUGGCACAAGAGAGUUAAACUCUAUGAGGGUCAACCACGACAGAUAAUCAACACGUUUACCGAGGCUGUGCAGACAGUAGACACAAUGAAAGCCACAGGAAAGCCUCACAUGCUCUGGGUUUCCUUCGGCAGAUUCUAUGAAGAUAAUGAACAACUGGAUGAUGCUCGGACCAUCUUUGAAAAGGCCACCAAGGUGAUCUACAAACAGGUGGAUGAUCUUGCUGCAAUAUGGUGCGAGUAUGGUGAGAUGGAGCUGAGACAUGAAAAUUAUGAUCAGGCUCUACGCAUACUAAGGAAAGCAACAGCGAUUCCGUCAAGGAAAGCAGAGUAUUUCGAUUCAUCGGAACCGGUGCAGAAUCGAGUGUACAAAUCCCUUAAAGUCUGGUCCAUGCUUGCAGAUUUGGAGGAAAGUCUGGGCACAUUCCAGUCUACAAAGGCAGUGUAUGAUCGCAUCAUUGAUCUCAGGAUCGCCACACCUCAGAUAAUUAUAAACUAUGCCAUGUUCCUUGAGGAACACAACUACUUUGAGGACAGCUUCAAGGCAUAUGAGCGUGGCAUUGCCCUCUUUAGAUGGCCUAAUGUCCAUGAUAUCUGGAACACAUAUCUCACAAAGUUCAUCGAUCGAUAUGGAGGCAAGAAGCUGGAGAGAGCACGAGAUCUGUUUGAGCAAGCUCUGGAUGGGUGCCCUGUUAAAUACGCCAAAACGAUCUACCUGCUGUAUGCUAAGCUGGAGGAGGAAUACGGUCUUGCACGUCAUGCCAUGGCUGUGUAUGAGAGAGCCACCUCUGCUGUAGAAUCAGAUGAGCGCCAUCAAAUGUUCAACAUCUACAUCAAGCGGGCAGCAGAGAUUUAUGGGGUCACACACACAAGAGCCAUCUAUCAGAAAGCCAUUGAGGUCCUGCCAGAUGAGCACGCCAGAGACAUGUGUCUGCGCUUUGCUGAUAUGGAAAGCAAACUUGGAGAGAUUGACCGAGCAAGAGCCAUCUAUUCCUACUGCUCUCAGAUCUGUGAUCCAAGGAUGACUGCUCGUUUCUGGCAAAACUGGAAAGAGUUUGAGAUUCGCCACGGGAACGAGGACACAAUCCGUGAGAUGUUGCGUAUUAAACGCAGUGUGCAGGCCACUUAUAACACACAGGUCAACUUCAUGUCCGCUCAGAUCAUAAAGGCCACUACUGGAACAGUGUCAGAUUUCGAUCCAGGGCAGAGCGGUUUGGAUGACAUGAAGUUGUUGGAGCAGAAGGCUCAGCUGCUGGCGAAAGAGGCCGAGCAGGACAAACCCAAACCUAAAGACAAGAUCCUUUUCGUCAGGAGUGACACCUCUCGCAGCGAGCUGGCCGAACUGGCCAAACAAGCCAAUCCAGAUGAGAUUGACAUUGAUGAUGAUGAUGAGGAUGCGGAGGAUGGAGAACCCGAUGAGGUCCAGCUAGAGCAGAAGUCUGUCCCUACCGCUGUCUUCGGAGGACUAAAGGAGGACUGAAACAAAACAACGAACGGACAAUGACAACCAGCACAUCAAUUAUUUGAAUUAAAUAUACAUGUUUGGUGUUUGAAAACAUUGCCAUGCAAUACCAACUCAGACCACUGGGAGGCACUCUAAUCACCAUUCGCAUGCUUUCAUUUUUCUGAAAAGGCAUUCAGUCAAUAAAAUAUUAAAACUUUAAUAUCUUCGACAUUAAAAGAGCAAUGACCUUAACAUUUUUGUUACCAGAUUGUGACACUGUAAAAUCUGACGGCACUGCCCAUUAUCGCAAGGAUAAUUGGGUGGAGCUGAAAAAGAGAGAAUUGUAAUGUCACCCUUUCAGACAUUUGUUUGUGCACACAUCUGAAGAUGUGGUUUCAAGAUUCUAACAGUUAAAACAAAACAUAUUUGCUUAAUAAACGCAGCAAACAUUU